AUGGUGGUAGCGACACGAGCAGUAGUAGGAAUAGUGGGAGCGAUAACCGAGAAGAUCAAAGUGAUGCCUCGAGAAGAUCAAAGUGAUCCUUGUGGGAUCUUUGAGGAGCUUUCUCCGCUUCCGCCUGAAUCGUUGCACGACCCACGGGCUGAAGGUCAAUCAUGGAAGAACAUGUACGAUACUUGCUCCUCUCACAAGACUGUGAAGGAUUUGUUGAGGCGGAACGGAGGCGCCGGCAUCACCUAUAUUAUCCCUUCAGCGGAGCAGCGUCCUUGGUCACCGCCGGUUGGCUACCAGUGUGUGUAUGAGUCCUACUUCGGGGAUCACACAAAACUCUGGUUCCCAAUUUCCCGGUUGGUUACGUCUUACCCGUUUCGUCGGGAUAUUGCGAUCUGUCAGCUACUCAACGAGUCGUUUCUUAUUGCCGCCAUGCUGAUGGUAAUGGCUGCGGAGAUAGACAUUUCGAUGAGCGUGAAAGUUUUUGAGGAGUUGACUUUCACGAAGGCUGAACCACACGGGAUAUUCUUUUUGAAAAUGCGAUCGAACUAUAACGUCUUGACCGGGCAUCUGAACAAGACAAAGGACUGGCAGCUUCGCCAUCCGAACACGAUCGCAUACCCAGAGAAGUUCUUCGAGAGUUCUCGGGCGAUUUCGACGCACAGCCAUCUUCGUUGGGCAGAUCUCAGCCGGGAGUGGAUUCGUCGUCAGCAGGAUCGGAUUGCUAGAGUUGAUUGGGAGUCGAGACUUCCUUGUGUAGUAGGUCCUCGCAAGUCGCGCUUGUCUUUUUUUACUCGGAAGAAGCAAAAGAUCCUGAACAAGGCUAGAGAAAUGGAAGGGGUCCCGGAUUUGAGUGCCUUACUAAAAGGGGAGCUGCAGUUACUUUCGAAGAAGUCGUCUGCUGCUGAUACUUCGGGAACGGCCGAGCCUAGCUCGAUUGGCGGGGAUGUUAACAUGGAGCCACUUGCUCGGAGUCCUAAAAGGAAAGCGGCGAAAGGGGCCAAGACGAAGAAACGAGCUGUCGAAGGACAGCAAUCUGCAUCUUUCGAAGAGAGUGCUUCCCUCGAGAGGGCACCGCCUCCCACCGAAGCUUCCAAGAGCCCGAAGAAGAAGAAGAAGAAGAAGGAAGGGAAGAAGAGGCCUCGGGAAAAACCUACCUCCACUGGCGAUCGAGAACCGCCACAGAAGACCUUUUUGAGACUGUGCGCGGAGCUGACACGCCAGAUCCGUUGUGGGACGAGGGAGCUACCGCCAAUAGGAUAUCUUUAUUUCAAGGACGAGUACAUCGAUGCUGCUUUCAUGAGGAAGCGGAGCGACGAGAGCAUGAACUACCUUGUCGAGAAGUACGACAGCACCCUGAAGCAGACAAUGGUUCAACUGGGAGUUUCAGAGAAACUCGUUCAGGCAAGGUUAAAAGCGAUCGAGAGAGUGAGGGCUGAACACAAGAAAGCCAACGACAAGGCUGCUGAAGAGAAAGAGGUCCUUCGAGUGAAAUUCGAGGAGCUCGAAGGCAAGCUCAAUUCUGAUAGGACUUCGAAGAAAGAACUCGCUCGGGAGAAGGCUCGCCUAGAGCAGGCCAGUGUGGCUCUCGAGAAGGAGAAGGCCGAGCUUCGUGAAGAGAGGGAAGCUGCUGUGGAGAAGUUGAUCAAGGAGAGACAACGCCUGAAGGACUCGCGAAGCUUAGAGGUUACUUGUGAAAGGGAAAGGGUCCAGGCUGCCAUGACUGAUAAGGCGAAUCGCUCGCACGAAAUAGAUCAAUCUUCGGCCAAAAACGCUUCAAGGAAAGACGAUUUAACAUCGUCUGCUGACGCAAACGCUUCGGACGUCAAAACUCAACACGAGUCCGAAGCCGACGCUACAACUCAACCGGAACAUCCGGAAGAGAACGCUGACCCGGCCACGGUCGCCACGAUCAGUGGGGUUAGCACGGCGACAACCGCCGAGUAA
Messenger RNA from Brassica napus (rape), 1944 nucleotides. RefSeq lists its product as uncharacterized. The coding region runs from base 1 to 1944 and encodes 647 amino acids. The transcript has 6 exons. The record is from RefSeq and is a predicted model, not a curated record. Lineage: Eukaryota; Viridiplantae; Streptophyta; Magnoliopsida; Brassicales; Brassicaceae.